Macadamia integrifolia is the source of this 1976-nucleotide messenger RNA. RefSeq names its product probable purine permease 11. Gene Ontology annotation, cellular component: membrane. The record is from RefSeq and is a predicted model, not a curated record. Gene Ontology annotation, molecular function: purine nucleoside transmembrane transporter activity. Bases 648 to 1787 code for a protein of 379 amino acids. Lineage: Eukaryota; Viridiplantae; Streptophyta; Magnoliopsida; Proteales; Proteaceae. The transcript has 2 exons.
ACAGUCAUCAAUACUGCUUGAUUUGCAACAAUUGAGAAGUUUAGGGCAACUGGGCUUUCAUCAUUUUUCCUUGAAUCGUGGACAUUAGUUCACUCUCAAUUCCCCCAGCCUUACUUGUGGUUCCUAAAUAGUUUCUGAAAAACCAGUCCCUCAUAGUCUUCAACCUUCCAAUAAUUCACCACCAAACUAGUUACACUGCCCAUAAUUGAGGAUUAUUACACCUUCUGAAUUUUAUUUGUUCAUCAUAAAUAAUGGACUUUGAUCAUCAAGCACUUUCACCAUUCUCCCCUCCACAAAGAAAAAGGUUCUAGAUUCCCCAGAGCUUUCAAGUUCCAAUAUUAAUAGGUACAUGGGUUUCAUCCGCUUCUACCCUAUAUUAAUUCUAUCUUUAAUAACAAUGCCAAUCGUGUAGGUACACAGAAAGCCCUAAUUACAUCUUUUCUUUUGCACAUAUUCCCUACAAAAUUGGAUUACUAUAUUGAAUGCUCUAUAUAAUUAUUUGACAUUUUUGAAAACGCUAAUGCUGUGAUUUGAGUGGACUAUCAUUAGGGAGGUUGCCACCUGCAGUGGUUUCCUGGAUGAUCAGAUUCUUUUCUCCCCUGUUGAGGCCAUGCUCGACCUGAUUAUAUUGUGCCUCCUCCUUUUCCAUGCAAAUUACAAAUGUUGAUGAACAAGAAAUUCAAGAACCGCAUUUCCUCAAAGAUGGAGGGACUAUGGGUCAAUCACCUGUCAGACUCUGGCAGUGGUGGCUUAUGGUGUCAGUGAACAUUUUCUUUCUUAUUGUUGGUCAAACUGCUGCUGUUCUUCUUGGGAGAUUCUACUAUGACCAAGGUGGAAAUAGUAAAUGGAUGGCAACUCUUGUCCAAACUGCAGCCUUUCCUAUACUCUUUAUCCCACUCUUCAUCCUAUCCUCUCAAGAUUCUUCAACCACCACUAAAACUACUGUGUCUACUCAGCUUUCUGUUACCACUCUCACCUUAUUGUAUGUGUCACUUGGUGUGCUCCUAGCUGGUGACAACAUGAUGUACUCAACCGGGCUUUUGUACUUGUCUGCCUCAACUUAUUCCCUCGUAUGUGCAUCCCAGUUGGCAUUUAAUGCAGUCUUUGCAUUCUACAUCAAUUCUCAAAAGUUCACUUCUUUAAUACUCAAUUCUGUUGUCAUCCUUAGCUUAUCUUCUGCCCUCAUUGGGGUUCACUCUGAUUCCACAGAACCUGCCGGAGUGUCUAGGGGGAAGUACAUUUUGGGCUUCUUGUGCACCCUCGGUGCAUCAGCCAUUUACUCUCUACUGCUUUCGCUCAUGCAGCUUUCCUUCCAAAAGGUUCUGAAAAGAGAGACAUUUUCUGUGGUAUUAGAAAUGCAGAUCUACACAUCAUUUGUUGCGACAUGUGCUUGCAUAGUAGGCCUCUUUGCCAGUGGUGAAUGGAGGAGUUUGAAAGGAGAGAUGGAUGGGUUUGGAAAGGGGAGAGUAUCUUAUGUGAUGACAUUAGUUUGGACAGCUGUGGCUUGGCAAGUGUCUUCUGUUGGUGUUGUGGGGUUGAUUUUUGUGGUAUCUUCACUUUUCUCCAAUGUAAUUAGUACCUUGGCUUUGGCUCUUGGUCCUAUUGCUGCUGUAAUAUUUUUCCAUGACAAGAUGGAUGGGGUGAUGGUGGUGGCGAUGUUGAUGGCAUUUUGGGGCUUUGCUUCUUAUUUGUAUCAGCAAUACAUUGACGAUUCUAAGCUGAAGGCAGCACAAAAUCAUGUUAAUGAAGUUCUAAUUGAGUCUACUUUAGAGAGGCAGAUUGUUUGAAUCAAUGUGUAUAAAACAGAAAUCGAAAAGAUUGUUGGAAAAUAUUUGACUGUUAGUUUAUUCUCACUUUUUUUCUCCCAAAUUGUUGUAUCACAUUUAUAGGUCCAUUGAUCCAUCCUCAUUCUCCUCUAUCUCUUUUGUCAGAUUUAUUUGGCACUAAUGGUUAUUAGACCAGGGAUUUAAGCUUGA